Messenger RNA from Euleptes europaea (tarantolino), 933 nucleotides. RefSeq names its product olfactory receptor 12-like. NCBI's taxonomy places the organism in Eukaryota, Metazoa, Chordata, Lepidosauria, Squamata, Sphaerodactylidae. Gene Ontology annotation, biological process: G protein-coupled receptor signaling pathway; sensory perception of smell. Gene Ontology annotation, molecular function: olfactory receptor activity; G protein-coupled receptor activity; odorant binding. Bases 1 to 933 code for a protein of 310 amino acids. Gene Ontology annotation, cellular component: membrane. The record is from RefSeq and is a predicted model, not a curated record. The transcript has a single exon.
AUGGAAAACUGCACCAUGAUCACACAGUUCAUCUUAGUGGGAUUCCAAGGUGACCGUGAACUGCAGCUUGGUCUGUGCUUCCUCUUCCUGCUGCUUUAUAUCAUCACUUUGAUGGGGAAUAUUGGCAUGGUCACCAUCAUCACCAUUGACGCACAACUCCACAGUCCUAUGUACUACUUCCUGAAGAACUUGUCCUUCUUAGAUAUUUGCUAUUCUUCCAUAAUCACUCCCAAAGCCAUGUUGAACUUUGCAACUAGGAAGAAGGGCAUUUCCUACAAUGGAUGUGCCAUUCAAAUGUUCUUCUUCUCUCUCUUUGGUACUACCGAGUGUUUCUUCUUGGCGGUCAUGGCAUACGACAGGUUCAGUGCCAUCUGCAGCCCUUUGCUUUACCAUAUGACCAUGUCCAAAAAGACCUGUGCACUUCUGGUGGCCGUUUCGUACUUCUUCGGCUUUCUAAAUUGCUGCACACAGACGGGCCUCACUUUCAGCUUGCCUUAUUGUGAGUCAGGUGAAGUCAACCAGUUCUUUUGUGAUGUCCCAGCUGUUAUUCAGGCCUCUUAUACAAACACUUUUGUCAAUGAAAUUGUACUCCUAGCAAUGUGUGGUUUUAUCAUAGUUGUAACAGCGACAAUUGUCCUAAUCUCCUAUGGAUACAUUGUUGCUACAAUCAUGCGCAUACCUUCUGUUCCAGGGAGAUACAAAGCCUUCUCAACAUGUACUUCUCAUAUCAUGGCUGUAACCUUGUUCUAUGGGACAGCAUUUUUUAUGUAUGGCCAACCUGGGGCCAUGGCUUCCCCUAACCAAGGCAAAGUAGUUUCUGUCUUUUACACCAUAGUCAUUCCAAUGUUGAACCCACUAAUAUACAGCCUAAGGAACCAAGAUGUCAAAGAUGCCUUAGGGAGACAACUAAAAAGGAUGUCGUCUUCCCAGUAA